UCUAGGCCGCGUAACCCCACUCCUCGUCCGGUCGUCCCUUCCCUGCGCGCGGGAGCAAUUUCCAGUUCGGGCGCAAGGGUAGCUGGUAAGGCUGUAUGUAACUGUUAAAGCCGCUCUGAGUCGCUGUUUGAAAAACUAACUUUCCUCUGGGCUAAAGGAUCGACCUCUCUGCCAAACGAAUAGUGUCAUGAUAGUGGUUUAUUAGUUUCCAGGUCUCUUUUACUGCACAUAAGUAAUGGCGUAUUGGUGCCGAAUCGGGCAAUCUAAGUUGAAAAUCUUGUCCACCCAAUUUCGAAGAUGUUACAUUCAACUCCCCAGCGCAUCUUUAUUGAAUUCCAUCACGCAUCGGAAUACCCGCGUUUCUGAGAGACCAAGCUGGAUUUUUCGAAGUAGAUCCACUGAUGUUUAUAAUAACGCAAGGUUUUUCGCUGCCCCUGCUCAGUCGAAGACGAAGAUGGACAACAGUGAGCCGCGAAUAAAUGAAGAAAUUACUGCGCAGUUUAUCAGGCUUGUAGUUGAUGAUGAACAUUCAAUAGUUUCUAGGCUUGAAGCAUUACAACGCGCUAGGCGGCUCAAGCUUGAUUUGGUGGAGGUUCAGAAAAAUGGAAAACCGCCUGUCUGCAAAAUUAUGGACUACCACAAGGAAAAGUACAAACAACAAGAAAGGGAAAAGGAGCGGGCUAAAAGCAAGUCAGAGUUGAGUUUGAGAAAAGGGCCUGGCAAGGAAAUACGCUUUUCUGCCAAAGCAGAACUAAAAGACCUGAAGAUGAAAGCAGAUAUGGAGAAAUUAAUGGAGAAGGGUUACCGGGUGAAGUGCAGGGCAUUAGGAGGAGCUGGAGAUCAGGACGUUGAAGGAAUAUUAUCGCGCUUUUCUGCUUUGUUAGAAGAUGUGUCUGUCGUGGAAAGUGGACCGCAUCUGGGGGAAAAAAGAAGCUUAUGUGAUUGUCAGGCAUAUCAAAUUUGGGCUACCAAAGAAAGGUGGUGCCCGUGGGAAAAAGUUGCAAGAUGCGAUGAAUAACUCUGUUGAGGCUCAAGAGGCUAGCGACGUUGAUGAAGAUCCGAAUGAAAGUCCUGCUGAAUCAGGGUUUGAGACAGAGGAAGAAGUGCUUUCUGAUGGUUAUAAGCAUGUGUCACUUGUGAUGGACAGGGCUAACUCGGCUGAUACUGGAACAAAUGCUGUACACAAAGAAGGCUCACCAUCAAAACGUAAUUUAGAGCCUCCUGCUAUGGUUGAGAAUAGGUACAGACGAAAUAAUCAACCGUCUAUCACACAAGAGCAGCCAACGAUGACUGAGAAUAGAUACAAACGAAAUAAUUCCCCAUCUACCUCACAAGACCAUCCUGCUGUGACUGAGAACAGAUACAAACGACCGGAUUCUCGUAUGAAUAAUUUUCCAUCUACGGCACAACAGCCUUCAGUUGUGAUAGAGAAUAGGUACAAAAGAGCUGAUCCAAGAAUCAGUUUCCAACAAACGAUAUCACGGGACAAUUCUGUUUUGAAUAGCAGAGGACCUGAAGC
Neltuma alba is the source of this 1519-nucleotide messenger RNA. Its product is annotated as translation initiation factor IF3-1, mitochondrial-like. Lineage: Eukaryota; Viridiplantae; Streptophyta; Magnoliopsida; Fabales; Fabaceae. Gene Ontology annotation, molecular function: ribosome binding; translation initiation factor activity. Gene Ontology annotation, biological process: ribosome disassembly; translational initiation. The record is from RefSeq and is a predicted model, not a curated record.